AUGCCACCAAAACGACCCCAUCCAGAUGACUCCAACGAGACUUCUGAACGGACGGGGACCGUGACCUUCUCCCGGAGUCGAGCUUGUGCUGAAUGCAAAAAGCAUAAGAUCAGGUGCGAGUGGAAAGCUGGCCAGGCCAGCUGUGCCAAAUGCCACAGAAGUGGGGUUGAAUGCAUUACCCCGGACUUUUCUCAGCGAUUUAUUGAGGAAGAUACUGCGUGGAAGGCCGCGACAAGUGCCAACAUUGAGGAAUUGCAAGCAGCCGUUUCUCAUAUCCUCCAACUCAAUCUUCUCCCAGACCUGGCUUCAUACCAGGCUCGGAACAUCAAACAUGCUUCAAGUAACUCGCCACGACCUUUGGCUCCUUUGCCGCCUGAUGAAGGCAGUCGGUCAACGGCAAAAAUGCCGGCACCUUCCAUAGCCAUGACAAGGGAAAACUCUCAAGAGCCCGAGGUCGAGCAUGGAGGAGAGAUAGUCCCCGCCCCAAUGCGCAGUCUUUAUGAACUUACAAGGCUGAAAGUUUUGGGUAACGGUGCUGCUGGGAAAUCAAAAGGAUCAUUAUUGGCGGAUGACUUUAUCUCGCGGGGAGUUAUCACUCUCGGCGAGGCAGAAGAGCUAUUCGCACAUUACUACCAGAAAAUGAACCAGUAUCUCUGGGCUGGGCUCCUUCUCACUCACGAUAAUUUAGAAUCUCUGAGGCAUUCAUCUUCAAUGCUCUGUACCGUCAUCCUCACUGUUGCUGCUAUCCACAAGCCGAACAAGGCAGCUUGUCUCGACAAGUGCUAUGCCGAGCUCGUGUCACUUGUAAGCGCCAAUGCUCUUUCACGCUACAACUCACUGGACGACCUCCGCGCCCUGGCUCUAGGUGCCUUCUACCUACCAACAUUGAGCUGGAGACUCUGUAGGCAAGCUGUCAGUAUCGCCACAGAGAUGAACCUCCAUCGCAGCUUCCAGAAAUUGACGCAACCAACAACUGACCAUCAUGAGAGUGCCCGGAUUUGGUAUGUACUGUUCGUCUGCGAUCGCCAAUUCAGCAUCGCAUAUGGCCGCCCACCAAUGACAAUGGAAGAUGCCGCUAUCAAGAACUACGAGCGAAUUUUACAGGGUCCUGAGGUUCUCCCUGGCGAUGUCAGACUUGGCGCACAAGUCGCCUUGUUUAGUAUUUUAACAGAUGCGUAUCAACGAUUUGGGACGGAUAUGGAUCAAAUAUUGACGGAGGAUGACUUUGCACGAUUGCGGACAUUCAAUGUUGCGGUAGAGGAAUGGAGACUUGUGUGGAAACGGAGGUCAGAUGAUAGUCCUUUCAUCGGAACUUACCCCUCGAAAGGUGUGGUUCUCUACUAUUAUUUCGCACGGUUCCAAUUGAACUCUCUUGCAUUUCGCGGCAUGACUUCCUUAUCAGCUGCCCCAUUAGCCAUCGAGCGCAAAGAAGCUGCCAACAUUGCGAUAUCUGCUGCUAUUUCCACCUUAAGCCUAAUUGUGGAUGAGCCAGAUCUCUGCUCCGGCCUCGCGUGUGUUCCUGUCUUCACUCAUACGAUGAUUGCGUUUUGCGCUGCGUUCUUACUUCAAGUCGCGGCUCGGUGGGGCAAUUCAGAAACUCUCAGCAUCGAUGUUCGACAAGUUCUCGCGCACGUGGGAAGAGUUGCGAAUGUCAUGGAUGAAGUGAAGCAGAGUAUAGGGGAGAGUCACCUUGUACGACAUAUGGCCUUGGGCUUCCGGAAAAUGUUGAAGAAUUUCAGAGUUCUUGAACCGGAGAAUGGAGUCAUGCACGCACAACAUAGUACAAACACACCAAUACCGCUGGCCGACGGCCAUGGGUUGAAUAUGAUGCAAUACCAACCACAAAACCAACACCCACAACAAGUAAAUGGGGAGUUCUCGGAGUUUCAAGAGUUUGACCAGGGAGAUAAUGGGGAGACGCCUCCGACGGACUUCUUAUUGAGCAUGAUGCACGAAAUUAAAGGGACUUAUGGUUUUGGGUUCGAUGAGCAAUUACUGAACCCAUUGGAUCCAGCGAAUAUGAUUAGGUGGUAA
This is a messenger RNA of Venustampulla echinocandica, 2034 nucleotides long. RefSeq lists its product as uncharacterized. The record is from RefSeq and is a predicted model, not a curated record. The transcript is spliced from 4 exons. Gene Ontology annotation, molecular function: zinc ion binding; DNA binding; DNA-binding transcription factor activity, RNA polymerase II-specific. Gene Ontology annotation, biological process: DNA-templated transcription; regulation of DNA-templated transcription. Lineage: Eukaryota; Fungi; Ascomycota; Leotiomycetes; Helotiales; Pleuroascaceae. Bases 1 to 2034 code for a protein of 677 amino acids.